CAAUAACGGGUCUUACUGACAGCGGACUGCAUCCACUGGCAGCCAGUAACUGCUUUAACAACCCUGCCAGAGGAGGACUUUCAGAUGUUGAUCAUGUGGAGAGUUUGAUGGGAAUCACAAAAAUCUCCGAUUUUUGUAAGUGAUGGUGUGAGGACUCAGUGAAGGGAGACUUAUGCGCAAACAUGCGGAUUUUUCUCCCUUUGCUGUGUGCUCUGUGUGCCACACCGGUCCACGGUAUUUUCGACGGGACCUGUCCCAAAAAAGAUCCUCCCCCUGGUUUGUUGGUUUUAUCUCCUGGCAGUAAGUUGGUUUUGAGCUGCAGCGGUCAUGUGGAAGCUGAUGGAGUAAAGGUUAGCUCAAACAUCAACAGAAAAGGGAGUCCUUCUGAUGCAACUCCAACCUCUUUUAACAUCACAAGCAACACUGAAGCCUUGACGAAAAGUGCCAUUAUUACUGUGGAGAAUACUGUGAGUGGGGGACACCACUCUAACACGACUGAGGCAGAAGAAAGCAAGAGCCUCAAACAUUCAGAAACAGCUUACACAGCGUCUCCUAGCCCUCAACCAGUCUGGGAGAACAGAGACUAUGGGGAGGAAGAGGAUGAGGAUGGUAGCAGAGUAACAAGGAGCAUAAAACCGGGGCUACAGUGGAAGUGGAACGGGAGGACUGUGGGAAAAGGAAACAGAGACUGGGGUGAAGUCAGCUUUGAGAGGAGAGGGGCUUCACUUUCUCUGUCCUCAGUAAGACUGUCGGACUCCGGCAGGUACACUUGUUAUCUCAAAGGCAGAGAGAGGUUCUCCCUAAAAGUCAAGGUGGCAGAUCCUCCAGAGACCCCCCAGCUGUCCUGCUACAAAAAGUCCCCGAGCAGUAAGAUUCGCUGUGAGUGGGCCCCUCAGAAACCCUUCACUAUAUUCCCUAACUGCUCCCUCUUCCUCAGUAAAAGCGCGAGAGAGUCAUUUCUUCCUUUGCAGUGCUCAUACUCAUCUAAACACUCCCGCUGUUGGUGUGCUCUGGAUCACAAUGAGGACGAGCUGAGAACCAAUUACAUGGCCUACCUGUGCGUCACAAGCAUCGCAGGCAACGCCACCAGCUCCCUGCUUUCAUUCAUGCCUCUGAACAUAUUGAAGCCCGACCCUCCAUCAGGUGUGUCAGUCCGACAGGAGGAGGGACAGGCGAUGAGGAUGACGGUCACCUGGAGUUUGCCCAUCUCUUGGAAGUCUCAAGACAGCUUUUAUGAACUAAUCCACGAGAUAAAAUACCGACCUCUCAAGUCCUUUGAUCAUUGGCAGACACACACAAUUAAGGGCCGACACUCAUAUACUAUAAGGGAUGCAAUGCCUGGUGUUGAAUACGUCAUACAGCUCAGGACUAGGGAAGAGUAUGAUGGUCAUUGGAGUGACUGGAGUACACCCGUCUAUGAAAGCAGCUGGACAGCAAAAGUGUCAGUGGAGUAUGAUGAUCUCACUGCCACAACGUUUUCAGUAUACACUGAAGGCUCUGGUGCAGAUGAUGAUCUGUCUGAUGUUCCUGAACCUGUGCUAAGUGGAAAUGAGGGAUCACGUCACCUGCUGUGGAUCUCUGGUUCAUUUGCUCUCUUGUCGGUCAUUUUGGCUGUUUUCACUUUCAGACACAGGGACAGGUUCAUGUCUAAACUCAAGAGCAGGAGUGUUAGCACCCAUGGUGACUCUGCUCAGCCUGCAACCUCCGCUCAAACACCUCCAGAAGGACAUCCUCUGGUGACCUUUGCUCCUCUUUGUAACAAAGAACCCCCACCGAGUGAAAUGGAAGAAAGUGAAGAAGAAAAACAGCGCCUGAAGGAAAGGAUGGAAGCCUUACAUUUCAACAACGGAAGUUAUUUCUUUCUCCAAAGGGAUUGACGAACCUUCAAAAGGGGAAUAAAACAAGCCAUAUCCCGUAUCACAUAUGAUGGAAAGGGUAAUAGACUCAAAACGUUUAUGGUUCUCUAAUGAGUUUUUAUUGCAAGCAAACUCAGGAACAGCUUUUAUAGUAUUUUUCUAUCUCUAUCUAAUGCCUUGAAUACCUCUGAGAACAUUUAUUUUGUUGUAUUCAUCCUAAGAUGAGCAGUUAAGCUACUCUCUCAUUUAUCUGUGGCAAUUCAAAGUCUUGAUAAACUUUAGGCUAGAUGUAUGCUAAUCAUACGGUUACAUAACCUAACAGCUUGUGUUCCGUUGGUAUGUACUUUAUUAAGUUUUAUUGAUUAUAUAACUUAGUUCCUGCCUUUUCAGUCCCCACAUAUUUUUUACAAGCUUUAUAAAACGGAUUGCAAAAAGUUGCUGUCAAAAGUAUUGGAUGUUGUGUUUUCCAUUAUGUUUGAAUAAAUAUGGUCUGAUGGUCA
Molecule: messenger RNA, 2356 nt
Organism: Eleginops maclovinus (Patagonian blennie)
Lineage: Eukaryota; Metazoa; Chordata; Actinopteri; Perciformes; Eleginopidae
Gene: il6r
Product: interleukin 6 receptor
Exons: 10
Coding region: 183-1877 (564 amino acids)
Biological process (GO): cytokine-mediated signaling pathway
Cellular component (GO): external side of plasma membrane
Molecular function (GO): cytokine receptor activity; protein binding
Source: RefSeq, a predicted model, not a curated record